GCCUGCGGCCUUAGCAGCUGGGAGGCGCCCUUCGCCGCCAUGACGUCACGUGCUGGGAGGUGGUGUCAGGCACCGCUGGGCGUGGCGGCGCGAAGGGGGCGUGGCCGUUGCCAUGGCGCCGCUUCCUGUAUUGAUUUGAAGCAGACUGAUUACUGAUUGGACUUCAUGAAUAUAAAUCCCUGAGCCUGCUGAACUCCCCAGCCCCUCUGCUUUCCACCAUGGACCAGGAUUAUGAGAGACGUCUCCUACGCCAAAUCAACAUACAGAAUGAAAACACAAUGCCUUGCGUAGCAGAGAUGAGAAGAACCCUGACGCCUUCCAAUUCUCCAAUGUCUUCUCCUAGUAAGCAUGGAGACAGAUUCAUUCCCUCAAGAGCCGGGGCCAACUGGAGCAUCAACUUCCACAGAAUAAACGAAAAUGAAAAAUCACCAAGUCAAAACAGAAAAGCAAAGGAUGCUACAUCAGACAAUGGCAAAGAUGGCCUUGCGUACUCUGCUUUGCUGAAGAACGAACUCUUAGGAGCAGGGAUUGAGAAAGUACAAGACCCACAGACGGAAGACCGGAGGCUGCAGCCGUCCACCCCGGAGAAGAAGUCCCUCUUCACUUAUUCACUCAGCACAAAACGCUCUAGUCCAGAUGAUGGCAAUGAGGUCUCACCAUAUUCCCUGUCUCCUGUCAGCAACAAAAGUCAGAAGCUGCUAAGAUCACCUCGAAAACCAACCCGGAAAAUCUCCAAGAUUCCUUUCAAAGUGCUAGAUGCCCCAGAGCUGCAGGACGACUUCUACCUGAACCUGGUGGACUGGUCCUCUCUUAACGUCCUCAGCGUUGGCCUUGGGACUUGUGUUUAUCUGUGGAGUGCUUGUACUAGCCAGGUGACCCGACUGUGUGACCUCUCUGUGGAAGGAGAUUCAGUAACAUCUGUGGGCUGGUCAGAACGGGGGAACUUGGUAGCCGUGGGCACUCACAAGGGUUUUGUACAGAUCUGGGAUGCAGCAGCAGGAAAAAAGCUCUCCAUGCUAGAGGGACACACAGCCAGAGUGGGUGCCUUGGCAUGGAACGCGGACCAGCUGUCCUCUGGGAGUCGAGACAGGAUGAUCCUUCAGAGGGACAUCCGCACCCCACCCCUGCAGUCUGAGCGGCGGCUCCAGGGCCACAGGCAGGAGGUCUGUGGGCUCAAAUGGUCUACAGACCACCAGCUCCUGGCCUCUGGAGGAAAUGAUAAUAAGCUCCUUGUUUGGAAUCACUCCAGCCUGAGUCCUGUCCAACAAUACACAGAGCAUCUUGCGGCAGUAAAAGCUAUCGCCUGGUCUCCGCACCAGCAUGGACUCCUUGCCUCUGGCGGUGGGACAGCUGACCGCUGUAUACGCUUCUGGAACACGCUCACCGGGCAGCCUUUGCAGUGCAUCGACACUGGGUCGCAAGUGUGCAACCUGGCCUGGUCAAAGCACGCCAACGAGCUAGUGAGUACCCAUGGAUACUCGCAGAACCAGAUCCUCGUCUGGAAAUACCCCUCAUUAACUCAAGUAGCAAAGCUAACGGGGCACUCGUACAGAGUCUUAUAUCUGGCAAUGUCCCCUGAUGGGGAGGCCAUAGUUACAGGAGCUGGAGAUGAAACCUUGCGCUUCUGGAACGUCUUCAGUAAAACACGCUCGACAAAGGAGUCUGUAUCCGUUCUGAACCUCUUCACCAGGAUACGAUAAACCCCAUAUACUGCGACCCAGGAGACUACAGCCUGAACAGACCAGGAUAAAACCACUACCUUUGGUGUGCAUGGAACCCCAAACGAUCAGCCAGAAGGGGAGGGGAGUGCCAGUGGGACUGGAGGAUGGACCCAAUAGAUGCUAAUUAAAUAACGCGCUUGUGAACCACGCUGGGCAGUGUUUGGGAUGGGGGUUGGGGAGGGGAGGGAACUGCCAAAGGUUUACAGAUCCGUCCUUUGUAAAGGGAAACGGCUACCAGAGGAAAUGUGAAAUAGCGUCCCCCAACCCUCAUGUUGUAAACUGGAGAAAAAAAAAAACCAAAAACGUGUGUGACAUGGACCAUUGAGACCGUACCAAGGCCAUCCCAGCUGCUGUGUUGUCCCCACUGGGGAAGAGAUGGGAGUAUCCAUGCCUCUGUGGGAGUGGGUUUAAUGUGCUGCUCUGGGUCCUUCUGUCCCCAGAUGGAGGUCUCUGGAGGUAGGAGCCAGCCAGCCUGGUUCAAUACAACUGGUGCAAGGGGACUAGACUCCAGGCUGGGCAUUAGCCUCUCUGCUUAUCUAAGGGCAUUGUUUAUAGCCUGGCAUCCCCAUUACGUGAAGAAACUGGAGAACUGAUGAUUUUCCUUCCUUUUUUUUGCCCCCACCCCCCCCCUCAAAUAGGUACUGUAGUACUGGAUACAAUCAUUCCCAUAAAACAGCUUGAUUUUUGGCAUGCUCGACAGCUGCCUUCAAACAAAUACAUUUUGGGGCUCUAAAUUUUGGAGGAGUAUUGAAGAGGCUCCACCUCAGAGGGAGCACAUUCAGAAAGUUUUAAAUUGCUAAUGCAUGUUCUGGGCUGAUCCUUUUAGUUAACAGAGAGGAGAAACAAUGGCUUUAAAAAAAAAAAAAAAAAAAAAAGAAAAAAAACAACAACAAAAAAAAAACCAAAACACCCAAAACAACGAACAACCACCAUGCAUGUGGAGCUUCCCACAGUGUGCUGUUUGUGGCAGGCUGGUUGCUCUGGAGUCUUCCUGAGGACAAAAGCAGCUGAGAUGUGUUUGAGAAACAAAACAACUCCUGUGGAUCUGUCUGUUGGAGAGAGCAUGGCCUCUUCUGGCUGGAAGGGGGGUGGAAAUGCCACGUCUGGGUGAGAAGGGGGGUUCUUUUUCUAAAGCAAAGAAGUAUUGCUUUUUUUUUAUCUCCAAGUCAAAGCCAGGGACCCGUUGUUGGGUUGUGGGGGGGGUUUUGUUGUUUUUUAUUUUUAAGUUGUAUGGGAAGAGAGUGCCUGCUUGUGUGCUUGGAGCCUGCGUGAUGAGUGCCGUGGGAUGCGACGCAAAGCAGUGGUGUGUGUGUGUGGUGCUUUUAAUUUAAAGAGAAGUUGUUACGCUUGCAGCAGCCUGUUCCUGUCUUAUUUGUACAUGUGCCGAUACUCUCCCUGCUGUGCACCUGGCUCCUGCCUGCCUCAUGCCCUCUCUCGCACACUGGGAUGUGAGUGCUGUUCCCUGUUCUCAUUUGGAUUUUCCUGGCUGUGUAUAUAGACCUUGACCUCUAUGUAGAUUGCAUAGGCAAUACUUUUAUCUCUCUCUUUUUUCUUUUUUUUUUUUCCUUUUUCCCUCCCUGCCGCCACCCUUUCCCUGAAACCAGAGUGUAUGAUUGUCUCUCCCCAGUGCCACUGGUACCCUUAGGGUGAGCGUCGGAGGCGCGGGAAGGCUGGUACGGAGAAGGGCGGUGAGGUGCUGUUCUGUUCACUGCAGCCUUGACUGUGUGUGCCACUACACCAGUGCCUGGAUCAGGCUCUCUGUGCUACCUCUGCGUGUCGCACGUACUUGGAGGCACUCGUGAGAGGCUCGAGCUCAUGUACCGGGGGCGUGUGUGUCCCCCAGGCUGGCAGCACCGAGGCUUCAAAGCCCAAACUGGCAGCUGCAUGGUUGUCUUAGACUCACUUGCUUCCAAAAUGUAAUUUCAAUGUAACUUGUGAAACGCAGUUUCAACACGACUACUUCGUUGUAGUUCUUGCUGCAGGAGCGUGGGGCUUGAUUUAAAAAUCACCUGGUGUACCCCCCGUCCCUCUCUUGUCGCUUCUUAUGUUUGCUGGCACUGUUAAACUUCGGGUGGAAGGAGCACUGCAAAGCACUGAGGAGUUGUAAAGCUUAAGUCAGAUCAUUAAGUUGGUGAGGGGGUUUGAAGUGAGGGGCAAGACACGGUCGGUGUGUCCCGUGGGAUGUCUGUCCCGUCGGGCAGCAGAGCGUGGGCACGGGAGGUGCUUACGCCAGGGGUGGAGGUGGCUGGUGGAUUUUCUUGUCGGUGGUGGGUUGUCUCCUGCCUCAGUCUUGACACGCAGACCCCAGGAAACGCUGCUUUCCCCUCCAGGAAGAAAUAGGUGGUUGUGGUGAGGGGACACAGGAGGUCCCAGCCAGGGGGUGGGUUUGUUCCCAUUCUGGGGUGGCACUGGGCGAGCGUGGUGCCACUGGGGCUCCUGCGGGGCCGGCUGAGGGAGGUGUGGGCUGUCUCUCACCCUGCAGCACAGGUCCUCGUCCUAGAGGACCCAGGAGCUGCUGUGGGGGUGGCAGUGCCAUCAGGGCACACAUGCAUCCACAGCUUGGUGCUCCGCGCUCUCCCGGCACCCUGGGGUGCUGCGGGGGGGGACACAGCCGCCCGUUGCUCUGUCCCUGCUCACCAGGCACUUUCACCAACCACAUCUCUCCCUCACCUCACUUAGGAGCUGCAUUGGGAGCAGGUUGGCUCGCGGUGACAUCUCUCACUGUGCUUGGCAGGGAGGGCUAGUGACUUCCAAGCCAUGGCUGGUCUGUGGCCGGGCACGUUGGCUGUCGAGCGUGGCGAGAACAAGCUGUUGAGGUGGACUUGGCUGUUAAAGCAUGGCAUGAGCUCCUUCCCUGCCCCCCCCCCGCCCCCUCAUCCCGCUCAUCCAAGAAAUCAGCGGCGUUCCCAGAAGUGAUCCCUGCAGGUCCUGCGCCGCAGGAGCGUGGCGGUGGGUGUGUGCGUGUGGCUGCCCAUGUAGGCGAGCGCGUGACGCGGCGCGGGAGUGUGCUGCCGUGUGUUCAGAGGAGAGCGAAGCGAAUGUCAGCUUGUGUUUUCCGUGUGUGACCUGUAAGCACUGACAUGAUUGAGCAAAGGGUCCUCCCAGAGUUUGUGUGAUAAAGUCUGCGACCUUGUGGCAUUGUUAUAUAUAAGGCAUCCUAUGGUGGGAAAAAAAAUAAAUAAUAAUACAGAGAGCGUUGUUAACUUUUCCAUGUAAAGCAAUCUAACUGGCAUUAAACAAGUUGUGAACUUA
Falco peregrinus (peregrine falcon) is the source of this 4973-nucleotide messenger RNA. It is a transcript of the gene FZR1, whose product is annotated as fizzy and cell division cycle 20 related 1. Gene Ontology annotation, molecular function: protein binding; anaphase-promoting complex binding; ubiquitin ligase activator activity. The record is from RefSeq and is a predicted model, not a curated record. The coding region runs from base 219 to 1700 and encodes 493 amino acids. Gene Ontology annotation, cellular component: anaphase-promoting complex. Gene Ontology annotation, biological process: positive regulation of ubiquitin protein ligase activity; anaphase-promoting complex-dependent catabolic process; positive regulation of anaphase-promoting complex-dependent catabolic process. The transcript has 14 exons. NCBI's taxonomy places the organism in Eukaryota, Metazoa, Chordata, Aves, Falconiformes, Falconidae.